AUGCUGGUCAAGGCGCUACAGCGGCCGCGGUCGCUGUCGCUCAUGACGUUCAACCUGCUGGCUCCGUGCUACUUCCGCCACGGCGGGCGACUGGAGAGCGACGACCAAGUGUCCUUCCUCUCGCGUGCACAGGCUGCCAUCCGCGCCAUCAAGCGCGAGCAGUGCGACAUGGUGUGUCUGCAGGAGUUUUGGUUCAACCCCGAGUACCAGCGCGCUUUCCGCCACGCGUUCCAACCCACACACUACGUGCACACAGUCAAGAGACCGGGAGAUAAGGAGGACGGACUCGCUGUCUUCGUGGAUAAGCGCAAAUUGGAGCUGCACAGUGUGGAGAGUGUGGAUCUGGUGGAGGAAGCGGGCGACCGUGUAGCUCUGCUACUGCAUGUGGCCACUAAAUGGAACCGCGAGCAGGCGCCACUGGAGGAGCGCUCGUUUCUUGUAGUCAACUCGCACUUGACUUUCCCUCACAACGAAAUGUACGCGAGUCUUCGUCUCAAUCAGAUCCACCGCGUGCUCUCGGCAGUGCGCAAGUACGUGGCUCGUCAAGAUCUUCGCGGCAUUCCAGUGUUGCUCUGUGGAGACUUCAACGACUACAAUGAUGCCGUCUACAGACUCGUGACGAAGCACGGAUACGCCAGUAUGUUCGCCCAGAUGCACGGACGAGAGGCGCGGAUCACGCACUGCAAUCAUAACAACAGAGAGGUCAGUGUGGACUUUAUCUUCGGUGCCAGACUAGACAACCAGACGCUCAUGGACCCUCGACUGCAACUCAAGCCUGUGGACUGCCAUCUCGUGCCUCGUGGCCUGCCGGACGUGGUGCGAUUGAAGCGCCCGCAGUUCGGACACGACUGGCGCCACGUGCAGUCGCCCUUGCUCUUGACAGACGAACAAGCGCUCGUGGAUUAUUGGCGAAUGGUGUCGGAUCAUCGGCCUUUAGUGGCCAAGUUUGAGGUCCUGGACGGCAGUGAACGGACCAAAAUUCCGUCUGUAGAAACGAGAUGA
Molecule: messenger RNA, 1002 nt
Organism: Phytophthora nicotianae INRA-310
Lineage: Eukaryota; Oomycota; Peronosporomycetes; Peronosporales; Peronosporaceae
Exons: 1
Coding region: 1-1002 (333 amino acids)
Molecular function (GO): 3'-5'-RNA exonuclease activity
Source: RefSeq, a predicted model, not a curated record